This is a messenger RNA of Podarcis lilfordi (Lilford's wall lizard), 26633 nucleotides long. NCBI's taxonomy places the organism in Eukaryota, Metazoa, Chordata, Lepidosauria, Squamata, Lacertidae. The record is from the annotation of a GenBank genome assembly.
UGUCAGUUAAGGAUCCACAUGACAGUUAAGCUAAUGCUGUUUAACAUCUGCAUGCAACAAACUGAAACUCAAUCCUGCUGGUAUUGUUUUGCUUGUUGGUGGGAGUGAGUAGUCCCACUGCCAUGCUUUGCCAGCAGUUCCCAUGCUGUAAUGACCAUCAGUGUGUGUGACAGAACCAUAGAACCACCUCUGCAAACUUUCUGCAAAUAUUUACUCCUAAAUAAGUCUGAGUUCAGUGGUAUUCACUGUCAGGUAAGGAUGCAAAGGACUAAAGUACUUAUCUGAUUUCUAAAGCACCAGAUCUUACGCAAUGUCUUACCUACCUCAGACAGCUUAUUGAGAAAAGUGUGUUAUAUUAUUUCCCCACCACCACCUCAUUGCUAAUAUUUUUGCAUGAGCUUCUUUCUGAUUAGCAUGAUGGGCAGUGCCAGAACAAACCCCUUUGGUCUUCCAAUAUUUAUUCAGCAGGACAAAUCAGGAGAAUAAGAGAUCCAACUGAUAUUUAAAAUCCCAUCAACUUGACAGCCCUCUUUAAAAUAUCAGAUGUUAACCAUGCAAGGUCAGGGCACUGCACAUGUAUAAAUCAUCGAGAGCCAUCUCUAAAGUCAGUUUGCGGCAAGGAAAAAUCCUAUUAAUAAGGUGUCAAUCUUAACUGAAACUUCACUUCUUGGCCAAUUAUGAUAAAGAUCUCAGGGUGAAGUUUAAUUCCAUCUGGAGCAUGGAUAUUUAAUGAGAUGAGACAAAGGAGAGAGAAAACCACAAACAGAAAUCAGCUUUAUAAUGUUCACAGCAAGAAGGCAAUUUUAUUUUAAACAGAGGAGACAUGGAAAUCAAGUUAUUUCCAACAUACCUUUUUUUACAGUUCUCUAGAGUGGAACCCUUCCCUUUUAAGGCUAAAUGUUGUUAUAACAAAUUUCUGUGCCAAAUAAUCUAAACUCCUAACCUGUAUGCUUAGAGAAUAUUUACAGUACAGUAUUUCCCCCUAGCAGUUUAAGAAAAAGCCAAAGAAAAGCUUGGAGAUAGUGCAUUAAUUUGUAAGCUGAUAGGAUACUUCCCCCAGGUAGUGAAUUUACAUGACUUUACUUCAGCCGUGGUAGGACUUGUGGCCCCCAGAUGCUGCUGGACUCCAACUCCCAUCAGCCCCAGUCAACAUAGUGGAGCUCAGCAAUGGUGGAAAAUGUAGUCCAAUAAUACCUGGAAGACCACAGGUUCCCCGAUUUAGUUUGGGUCAAACUAAAAAAUAUAGGAAACAAUCCCCUCAAAGCUUGCCGUGGCUUUCAGCCCUUUUCAAAUUGCAGCAUUCAGCCCUGGUUCCUACCUGUAUUCACACUCCUCCUUUUUUAAAAAAAUGAUUUCCUUUGAAAAUUACUUACCACAUUUAAGCCAAAAUCUGCAAUUCUCCUCCCCCCCUUUUUUUCCUUUUGCUGUCAUUUUCAGUUGCUCAAACAGCUCUCCUUCCCCAGGGAAUUCCUUCUUUCUAAAGUCAUUGAACAUUUUGAGUUGCUUGUAUCCCGGGCAGAGAUUCAUCCCUGAGUGUUUGGAAUAUUGCUUAUAAAUGUUUCAUGUAGCCAACCUACUUCAUAACUUUAUUUCAUAAAAUUCGUAUACCACUUGAUUGUACGGGGGUGGGGACGACUCAGUGGGGUUCUCUCUCAUGGCAGAUUAAAGAGCAGAUUUUAAACAGUGCGUGGUCUUUUUUUCCACCCUCCCUCAUUUAUUUCAAUGUUUGACCUGAGAAUCCGGUGGAAAGCCGACUCAAGAGUACUGGGCCAUUCCCAAUUCUAAGAUGGUAACAGCAAAUGUCAUAAUAUAUGUCGCUGUGAGAAGCGCUCUCUACUCAGGAUUCCAGUCUUUCUAUUCCACCACUACUCCAGCUUCCAUUUUUAGCCAUGACCUCUGAGCAGGCUCAGUUGUCAUUGCACUGUGUUGGGGUUUCUCUCAUAGAAUCAUAGAAUCAUAGAGUUGGAAGAGACCACAAGGGCCAUCGAGUCCAACCCCCUGCCAAGCAGGAAACACCAUCAGAGCACUCCUGACAUAUGGUUGUCAAGCCUCUGCUUAAAGACCUCCAAAGAAGGAGACUCCACCACACUCCUUGGCAGCAAAUUCCACUGUCGAACAGCUCUUACUGUCAGGAAGUUCUUCCUAAUGUUUAGGUGGAAUCUUCUUUCUUGUAGUUUGGAUCCAUUGCUCCGUGUCCGCUUCUCUGGAGCAGCAGAAAACAACCUUUCUCCUCCUCUAUGUGACAUCCUUUGAUAUAUUUGAACAUGGCUAUCAUAUCACCCCUUAACCCUCCUCUUCUCCAGGCUAAACAUGCCCAGCUCUCUUAGCCGUUCCUCAUAAGGCAUCGUUUCCAGGCCUUUGACCAUUUUGGCUGCCCUCCUCUGGACACGUUCCAGUUUGUCAGUGUCCUUCUUGAACUGUGGUGCCCAGAACUGGACACAGUACUCCAGGUGAGGUCUGACCAGAGCAGAAUACAGUGGCACUAUUACUUCCCUUGAUCUAGAUGCUAUACUCCUAUUGAUGCGGCCCAGAAUUGCAUUGGCUUUUGUAGCUGCCGCGUCACACUGUUGGCUCAUGUCACGUUUGUGGUCAACCAAGACUCCUAGAUCAUGUUCACAUGUACUGCUCUCAAGCCCGGUGUCCCCAUCUUGUAUUUGUGCCUCUCAUUUUUUUGCCCAAGUGUAAUACUUUACAUUUCUCCCUGUUAAAAUUCAUCUUGUUUGUUUUGGCCCAGUUCUCUAAUCUGUCAAGGUCGUUUUGAAGUGUGAUCCUGUCCUCUGGGGUGUUAGCCACCCCUCCCAGUUUGGUGUCAUCUCUCACAAAGAUUUUCCAUGCUUCUGCAAAACUCGGGUUCCACUGAAACUUCUGGUAUCUCCCUGAUGUGCAUGGCUGUUGCCAGUUUGGCUAAACACGCAAUGGAACUCAUCAAACUCAGGAAGAUGCCUUAUUCCGUGUCAAACCAAUGGUCCAUCCAGCUCAGUAUUGUCUAUGCUGAUUGCCAACUACUCUCCAGGGUUUUAGGCAGGGGACAUCCCCAGCCCUGCCAAGAGAAGCUGGGGAUUGAAUCAGGGACCUUCUGCACACAAAGUGGAUGAUCUUCCACUGAGCUAUGGUGCUGUCAGUCAUGAAUAUCCUUAUCUUAAUGGCUUUUCCACACUGUCAUUUCUCAUCUCAGAUUUGUGUCCAUUUAUUCUUUUGCACAGAGACUAGCCUGUUUGACCCAUGUAAAAUGUAGCUUAUCGGGAGCAUUUUCCUAAGUGAAAAUGGGCCUCCUUUUAAAGGCUAAAAGAACUAGAAGGACAAAGCAAGGAGAGAAUUACCCAGCAAUUUCAUCCACUCUUACAUUGCUGUACAUUUGGCAACUUGAACCCAUGCAAGUUUAUCAGGCAUUUGGGAGUCACUACAAUAAGUCUCAUCCCUCCACUGCACAAUGCUAAAAUGAUCUGUGUGCUGUUUGAAUUUACAAAGGUGUACAGUAAUAGGGGGGGAAAGAAUGCAAACCCACAUCAUAUCACAUUCAGCUAUAUUGGUUUGUGUAGUUUGCCCUCAAAGCUAUUCUAACUAAAUUUCAGACAUAAAUUGUUUGUUUUGCUCUAGUGAGCAUAAGCCUCUACUCAAUCUGUGUUAAUAAUACAUAAUAUCAUAGCAACAGCAGGCUUUCUAAGACAUCAUUUCACCAAUGGCCUUCACUUACACAGCAUGCAAAAAAGAUAUAUAAUUUAGAAAAUUCAGGUUGGUUUGGGGGUCUGUGAAAAACCAAUGAGUGACAUUUGAAGAGAUGGCUUCAGGAUAUUCCUUGGAACCAUUUCUUCCAAUGCCUUUUAAGAUUAUUUUUCAUAAAUAACUUUAGCCUAAGACAAUGCAUGAACAUUCUUUCCCAAAUAUUUAUUCAUCCUAGGAAAGCUGUUCCACAGUCUUCUACUCUUAUUCCUAUUAUACUUGCUUUUGUUUCCCCACUACAGUGGAACCUUGGUUCCCAAAAGGCUUAGUUGCCGAACAAAUCGGCUCCCAAACGCCGCAAACCCGGAAAUAAGUGUCUCCGGUUUGCAAACGUUUUUUGGAAGCUGAACAUCCAACACGGCUUUUCCUUGAGUGCAGGAAGCUCCUGCAGCCAAUCGGAAGCCGCGCCUUGGUUUCCGAACGGUUUCGGGAGUCAAACAGACUCCCGGAAUGGAUUAAGUUUGAGAACCAAGGUACCACUGUAUCAUGGAGUGAGGCACCGGGAAGUUUGAAGUCCUCCACUAUAGAUUUGAACUGAGGGCUGAUUUAGCUGAGAAUUCCAUAACGGUGGUACCUCGGGUUACAGACGCUUCAGGUUACAGACUCUGCUAACCCAGAAAUAGUACCUCGGGUUAAGAACUUUGCUUCAGGGUGAGAACAGAAAUCGCAUGACGGUGGUGCAGCAGCAGCGGGAGGCCCCAUUAGCUAAAGCGGUACCUCAGGUUAAGAACAGUUUCAGGUUAAGAACGGACCUCCAGAACGAAUUAAGAAUGGAUCAGUAUUGCUGGUGCUGUGGGAGCCAGGGCACCCCCUACCCGGCACAUUAUUCUGGGUACCUGGUACUUGUUGAAGAGUCAGUAAAUAGUCUUUUGUUCUUGUUGGCAUCCAUCAGUCUCAAGAGACCAUGGAGUGUGCCUUUGGGGCUGAAGUCAAACCGCUGUGUUAGCAGCACUGAAGUGAUCUCCCCGGGGCUCAAGCCUGGGCAUUAUAUAUGGAGGUCCUGGGCUGCCCAGAUGACAAGACCCCCCUCUUGGCCUCACUGAUGUGGUCCAAAGGAAAGGAAAGGAAAGCAAGACAUUUGGCACCAGCUUGGCUGCAGGAGUUGCUGAAAGGAGGCGUACAAGGCGCCAGAAGGAGAUAUAGAAGACGCCAUCCAAACAGUCUUAGGGACUCCACUCUGGAUUUGUGUAGAGUUAACUCCUUAGCCUUUUCUUCUCCCAAAGAUAUCCCACAAGGCAGCAAAGAUUUCAGAUCUGGGUUUUCCUUCUCCUAGAUGGGCUCCCUUCCCAGGUUGACAAGCCCCAUCUGCCCCUCACUUCCCUUGACAGCAUGUGCAGAAACCGCCUUCUUGACCACUGGAUCCACUAUUGGUCUCGUCAACUCCAUCUGCCAGAGCCUGUCUUCUUAUGCAGGGGAAGCCCCUAACUCACCGAGGGUUUGAGACCCAUCGACUAUGCUCAACUGGUUUGGCUUGUGUGGGCACAGCUUCUACCUUUUAUACAGAAAUGCUCUUUCAGUGGGUGCCCACGGGUUCAUGGAGAUUGCAACCCAUCUUCAUUCCUUGCUGCAGAAUUAAUAAAGGGAAGCCAAGCGGCAUAGAAGUUGUCUGCAUUUUGACACACACACGCAUACCCCGCUGCCACCACCACACAACCAGUGAGUUGAUUUGACCACAGGAACCACAUUCCACAGUUGCUGCUGCCUGCCUCACAUCAGUUCAGCGUUCAGAGUUCUGCAAUGCUUUGCAGUUGUAAGUCAGUCUGCUGUCAAAAGUUGAACAAUAAGUUCCUUGUGGAUCAAGUCCCGGACCUCAAAAUUCAAAUAGCAAAAGAACAGUGAUUGGGGGAUUUAACUGAAACUUUUGGCUUGCCAUCUGUUCCACUUGUUGAGAAACAUUUACCACAAAUUGACUAACUAAGGGCCAGACUCACCACAAAUUGGGGAAGGGGGGAGAGCAAAAAUGAUCACAUUCCCUCCAACAGUUUGCUGUACUCAUUUUUCUGAUUUUAUUUAACAAGGAGGGGUAUAUAGACCAGCGGCUUGGAACUUUCAGUGCCUUUUCCUCAAACUGUGUAUAGCCAGGUCUUCCAACCAUUCCUUAUAGGACUUGGUUUUCACACCCCUCAUCUUCCUGCUGCUCUGAACACUGUCCCAUUUUGUCAAUGUCCUUCUGGAAAUGUAGCAACCAAAAUUGGACAAAAUAUUCCAGUUUAAAACUUUCGAUUUUUCUUUCUCCAGGGUAGAUGUGUGUUCACGGCUGCCUCCUGCUGGACACAAUAUGCACGAUUCCUAGAUCUGCUACUAGAAAGCUUGUUAAAGCUGUGACCAUUGAAUAUCAAGAAUAUUGUGAAUUUGCAACCCAAAUAUUGUUCAUUCAAUUUAUUUAUCCAUUGCACUGAUUCAUCACAAUAUGCGUUUAAAAUCUAAGCUUGCUUAGCAUUGGCAUGCUGCUGGCAAGCUACAAAGCUCACUAGGAAGAAUUGCUAUCUUCCUUACCUACCUCGCAAGGGUGUUGUGAUCAUAAAAUGCCUCGCUGAGCUAUUGGGAGGAAGGGCAGCUUAGAAACAUGAGAAAUUGAUUACAACUAAGUAGUAAGGGUUAAAAAAAAAAAUGUCUCAUAAGCCCCCUAGCCCAGUCAUAACCACUUAAGGACACAAGAAAGCCCUUUUGGAUCAGGCCAAAGAUCCAUUUAGUCUGGAAUCCUGUUUUCACAGUGACCAACCCAAAACCCCAAUGGGAAAUCCUCAAGCAGAAACUGAGUGGAACAGUGUUCUUUUUUAACGACCAGUGUGGUUCCCAAAGUAACUUGGUGCGCUUAGGACUGUUGCUUAAGACUUGAUUCUUAUAGGACAAAGAUGGGCAACCUUUUCUCUGUUCUCUCAGAGGCAACCUGUGUCAGGGACCACAUGCAGACAAUGGGCAGGGCUGAAGGGGGUUUUCUUGGGGCUCUGGCAGGGAAAGAGAGAGAAGCGUGAGUCAUGUUACUUGCCCAGGAACACGUCCUGAAGACGUGUGCCCAGUUUUGCAGUGGGAAAAGUUGGAAGCUAUGGAAUACCAGUUGCUGGGAAUUGCAAGUGGGGAACUGUUAGCUCUCACGUCCUUUGUGGGCAUCAGUUUGGCCAAUGAAAACAGGAUGCCUGAUCUUAUUAUUAUUAUUAUUAUUAUUAUUAUUCAUUUAUACCCCGCCUUCCCUGGCCAAAACCAGGCUCAGAGCAGCGGCUAACAUCAAAUGUAUAACACAUUAACAUAAAAUCAGACAAUCAGUUAAAAAUACAUUCUAAAAUCAGAUCCGGAUCAGAAUAAAAUCCAAUUAGAUGGCAACCCACAGAUUAGGGUUGGGGACCUUAAAUGCUCACCAGGCCCAACUGUUUGUGCUGAACUUAUAUGGGCCUGUGAGAAAAACUGGGAGGCCACUUUCAUGCAAAUUCUUAUGAAAGGGGAGAGGGCGUCAGACUGAACCCCGGCCAAAGGCCUUGCGGAACAGCUCCGUCUUGCAGGCGCUGAGGAAAGAUGUCAAACCCCGCAGGGCCCUGGUUUCUUGUGACAGAGUGUUCCACCAGGCCGGGGCCACAGCCAAAAAGGCCUUGGCCCUGCCGAGGCCAGUCUAAUCUCCUUGAGGCUCAGGACCUCCAAAAUGUUAUUAUUUGCGGACCGUAAGGUCCUCCGUAGGGCAUACCAGGGGAGGCGGUCCUGUAGGUACGAGGGCUUUUAUGGGGUGAUGCUGAGCCUCUCGUGCUAUCUCAGAAGUGUGUGAAGCAGCAGAACAGAAAAGAGCAGGCAGGCAAAGGCUUCCACUCCACCAAAUAGUGUAAGAAUCCACUAUUAGUUAGUAUAAGCAUUUAGAGAAAUAUUCUGAAUCUGCUGCCACAGGGGCAUGUGUCUUCUCUACCCCAGCUGGUUCCUAACAGGCCAACAAUUGGAUUUUUCAAAUUUUUGCUUUAGCUUCAUUAAUUAGGAUGGUUAUUUAAGAACAAGUCCUUUUUAUUAUCUUGUAGGUAGAAAACAUUAUUCACUUGCAUAUCAAACACUUUCGGUCCCUAAUUAACUGCUAGCUUUCGGUACAAAAAUUAGAAGCAUUGAUUUGGCAUCAUGAAUAAGCCCUUUUAAUCAUCUCCACACAUUAGCAGUAAUGAAGAGGCAAGGAAGCUCCAGCAAUUUGCAAGAUUUCAUUUAUUUUGCAUUUCUGCUGGUUAGAUGCACUUCAAGUAUAUAUUUUUGGGGUGGAAAUAGUGGAUGUGAUCCUCAGUUGCUUUUAUAAGAACUAGCAAAUGAACAGUGGUGUGUGUUUUGGACUCAUUCAGAGCAGUAAAAGUAUAUCUGAGUUUUUAGUUUAGAAGAAAGAAAAGCACAUGGGAUUGUGAUAGAAAUUCACCGUGGCUGUUGGCACACAUUGGAACUGCUAGGGCAGAAGGCAGAGAGACCAACAGUAGGGGGAGCACUCCCUGAGAAAAUAGUUUCAUUCCAAAAAUAAAAGCUUACUGCAGAUUAAUUCUGUAUUGCUCUGUUAAGGAAAAUUCCGGGUUGAGAGACUACUCAACAGCCCAGCUUGUUGGGGUACAAGUCCCCCACGGGUCCAUGCGGUCAGUAAAAGAAGGAAAUUCCAGCCAAGCAAUUUGGAGCAAAACAGCAGUCAGUGGACUUAGAUCAGGGGUCAGCAAACUUUUUCAGCCGUGGGCUGGUCCACCGUCCCUCAAAUAUAGUCUGGCCCCCCACAAGGUCUGAGGGAAAGUGGACCGGCCCCCUACUGAAAAGGUUUGCUGACCCCUGGCUUAGAUGCUCAUCAGUACAUCAUUGCUACAUCACUAACAUGUCACAAAAGGGGAGGGUUACAACAAGAUUAGCAUAGACAGAUAUGUCAGGGCAACACCCAAGUAUAAGAUUAGCAUAGGCAAACAUGUCUUAAGUACCCACCACCCAAAAGUACACUAGAACUUCCUUUGGAGCCUGAGGCAAGUCUGGUGAUGAAAUUUGGCAUCCCUUGGAGAACAAUGAGCCCAGCAAUUGUCACCUCUGGGAAUUUUCUGGGUAUGAGGUGUGUAUACAUGUCUUCAAGCUUGGGGAGGUGGCAGGGGAACGAGUCCUUUUUCCAAGGGCAAAAUGGCAUUGGAAUGGAGGAACUUGGCAAAGGAGUAAUUUCCUUAACAGCUCUGAAGUGUGUCAAUUGAAAACAGGUGUAGGCCAUCCUAUCUAAUGACACUGGGGGCAGGCAGACACCAAGACCUCAGUCACCACCUCUUCCUUCUUCAUUCACCUGGGCUUGUGCAAGGAGGAAAAGACACACGUGACCUAACCAAGGGGAGAGUUUUCAAACAUGUAUCUAGCCGCACCUGCCCAGGUGGAUGGCAGGAUAUUGCAUCAGUCUAGAUUGAAAAUAGCAUGUCGACUGCAUACUGCAUACUAAGAAAAAACUACCGUACAUUUUUUUUUGCUACAGAAAGUGAAAUAUACUCAGAGUCAAGAGUGGAUUUCAUGCUCUUUAUUCAGCUCAUAGUGGUGAGGAGGAAUGGAAGUUCCCCCAGAAUAUCUGCUUUAUAUACAUUAUUUAUACAAUGGGCCCCACAUGAUUCACUAAUUCUGGGAUUCACCUGUAGGCCAGUCAGGUUGUGGAUUUACUUCCACCUGGAGCUGGAUUGGGUGGCUCCUGUGGACCAAUCAGACUGCUGCAUUCUGAAUCCUAUUGUUCUAGGACCAAUCAGACUGCUGCAUUUUGGAUCCUAUUUAACUCAGUACAUAACAGAAAGGUUAGUCUGUGCACAGCCCUGUUAUUCUAUAUGUUUGGCAAUUAUGCUUUCCUCCAAUUUUUCUGGAACAGAUAUUAAACUAACCAGCCGGCCAUUUUCUGGGUCAUCCCAGAUAUCCUUUUAAAAAUUGGUGUCACCUGAGGACAGGAAAGCAGCCAAUGUAUGGAGGCAGACUUUGGGAGAAAGUUACAUAUCUUUGUUAGAACCAUAGAACCGUAGAGCUGGGAGGGACCAUGAGGCCCAACCCCUUGCAAUGCAGGAAUCUUUUGCGCAACAUGAACCCACAACCCCAAGAUCAAGAGACUCAGGCUGUACUGACUGAGCUACUCAGAUCAGCAGUUUUGCGUUUGGGUUCUUUAAGAAUCGUUCUGAGGAUGCCAUCUAGACCCAGUCAUUCAGAAAGAGCUGCCUUGAAGGUCCUGGCUUCCAAACCCCUCCCUAGCAACCUACAUUGCUCUUCCAAGACCUUAACAACAUUUCACCAUCCAAACAUUUGCGCACCUACAUGCAGCCUGUAAUGGUACAGGCCAACACCAGAGGCGGUUUUAGGGUAGCGCAACUGGUGUAGCCGUCCUAGCUGCCAUGCUGAAGGGGCUGCCGCAACAAUGCUAUAGAAUGGAGUGUGGGUACCACAUUUUAGAGGGACCAGGUGGCACUGUGGGUUAAACCACAGAGCCUAGGACUUGCCGAUCAGAAGGUCGGAGGUUCGAAUCCUCGCGACGGGGUGAGCUCCCGUUGCUCGGUCCCUGCUCCUGCCAACCUAGCAUUUCGAAAGCACGUCAAAGUGCAAGUAGAUAAAUAGGUACCACUCCGGCAGGAAGGUAAACGGCGUUUCCGUGCACUGCUCUGGUUUGCCAGAAGCGGCCUAGUCAUGCUGGCCACAUGAUCCGGAAGCUGUACGCCGGCUCCCUCGGCCAGUAAAGCGAGAUGAGUGCUGCAACCCCAGAGUCGGUCACGAGUGGACCUAAUGGUCAGGGGUCCCUUUACCUUUACCACAUUUUAGCACUGCACGGGGCACCGCUGAAAUUUGAGAACACAAAGUCCGCCUCUGGCCAACACUACAAACAUCAGAUUUUGCCACUGUGGGGAUGGGAUGAAUCAGAGCCGUGUGUCCACUUUGGUUUGGAUGCUAGGCGGUGAGCCGUCGCUGUCUCUUGUUCCGUGUUAUGAUGCUGCCCAGAGGGUUGGAAGAAGCUAAGGUGCAGCAUAAAUUACUACUGCUGUGGCAGCAGGAAGCAAGAAGCCAGACCCUUGAGUGUGACAUUUGAUUGAAUAUGCAACUGCCGUAAUGAUCUUCCCUCUGGGUGUCAAACACUCACUGUUUGCCUCCCAGUGCAUGGAAGGACUGGAAAAGAAAUGCUUUAAUGCAGCCUUGUGCUCCAUUAUAUUUCCCUGUCAUCUUGCUGCGCCCUUUUCUUCUCCUUUCCUGCCUCCAUUCUGGCCCCUCUGCACGCACACGUUGCUGCCCCUCUCUGGCCCCCAGGCUGCUGCGUAGCAAGACCUGGCUGGCCUUGUUGUAUUUUAAAUGCCCGUGAAUUAAAUCACAUUUUUUUAUACUCUUCAAAAGCAGUUAUCUCACAGCGCACGCAACAAACAGAAAAUGAGAUUUGCAUUUUAUUAGACACACUGGCGCUUGCCUGCGUCUUCACUUCCAAGCUAGGCUAACUCACUUAGCGGCUCACGGGUGUAAUUACAGUUCCCUCCAGGAUGGUUUCAGAACUGAUUUAACCUGCUCAGGAAGGAUGGCAGGUGAAGCGUUUUCUUUGGCUAUGCUUCCAAGUGCGUGUAGAAAACCUGAGUAUACAAACAUUAUGGUUGCCCCCAAUGGGCUCCCACAGCUGGUGUCUGAAGCCAAGUGCACAGGACAUUUAAUCCAUAUGUAUCCUGGAGUAAUACUCCUGUCUGUUGCCUUGAACCAGCUUCCAUCCCACUGGAAAACACAAGCUGCAGUUAACCUGAAGUGCAUGCAGCUCAAACUGCCUUUGCACACAGAACUGGAGAAUCUAGUCCAUGGGUAGGCAAACUAAGGCCCGGGGGCCAGAUCAUGCCCAAUUGCCUUCUCAAUCCGGCCUGCGGACGGUCCAGGAAUCUGUGUUUUUCCAUGAGUAGAAUGUGUCCUUUUAUUUAAAACGCAUCUCUGGGUUAUUUGUGGGGCAUAGGAAUGCGUUCAUUAUUAUUAUUUUCAAAUAUAGUCCGGCCCCCCACAAGGUCUGAGGGACAGUGGACCGGCCCCCUGCUGAAAAAGUUUGCUGACCCCUGAUUCUAGUCCAAACCCCUGUAAUGCAGGAAUCUCAACUAAAGCAUCCAUGCAGACUACCAUCCGACCUCUGCUUAAGAACCUCCAAUGGUGGAGAGUCCAAAUGCACAGUCGACAGUGCAUGUACAGAUCACAGCUUCCUGAAGUGGGAGAUGGAAGGGUUGCCAGCAUGGGGAAAUAAAUCAGAUAAUGCCCAUUGGGGGAAGACAGACCCAUCCCCUCUGUGUGUGCAGCAAAUGCAAAUGCCAUUUGAAACACAGCAGGAGGAAAACGACAUCCCCGCAUUUUAAGCUGCUAAUAGUUCUGCUUUUUUCCCCUGCAAAGACAAUGCCAUUUCCCCCACAGCCAUUAAAAAAAUGCUCUACAGUACAACGAAUCUAUGCUUUUUGAAGGUGCCACAAGGCUCUUUGUUAUAUAAGCACUAGAUCUCCCAUAGCCACAAUUAUGUUCUUAGCGUCAGAGUGUAUACAUAUGUUCAAUGCUACCAGUAUGCAUAAUGUCAAUUUGCACUCUGGAAACCUCUGUCAAUCACUGAGCAAGUUUGACUUGCUCUGUGUGGCAUGCUCUAUUCUGUGGGUUGCAUCCCAACUAAGUUAGUCAUGCUUCACACUGCAAUCCUACACAUGCCUGCAGAGAAGGAGUGAGACUUUGUGUAUAGGGACAUUGUGUAUAGGAUUGCAGGCUCAAUGGGACUGAAGUGUGACAAACCUAGUCUGGAUUCAGCCCUUUGUUAAACAAACAAAAAUCACAAAAUACAAUAUAUGAAACAAAAUCAGUAGUACAGAAAUAAAUGGGGUUUACCUCCCAGUCAGUGAAAGCAAUUCCUGUAAGAAGAACACAGGAUCAAGUUGAAUAAGACAUUUCAUAACCUGACAACAUAUUUUGAUAACUUUUACCACCCCCACCCUCCAAAGAAAACAUGAAAUUACUUGCCCGUAAUAUUUCCAGCAUCUUUUAUGUCAUCACAUCCAUUCCAAAGAUGGAGAGCAAUUCUGCUACCUUAUAAACCUUCAGAUUCCCUAUGAACCAACCCUGGUCUGUGUAUUUUUAUUUUAUUUUUAUUUUUUUGCAGUGGACCAACACACCCAAUCCUAUGCUUGCUGACUUGCUUGCAGAUUGGAAUGCAACUCCAAGUCAUGUACUUCUCUAGAUGUUGCCAUGCAUGUUUUGUGCACACAAAAAUACACAUUUCAAUGUAAAAGAUACAUACACAAUGCAUAUGGUAUUGAAUAAGCUCUUCAGUCAUCUCUCCUUUGGACUCUCUCAGCCUAACCUAUGGCACAAGGUUGCCAUGAAAUUCCUUGUGAGUUCCUGGAAGGAUGGGGGUGGAUGGGAUGGGAUUGGAAUGUAAUGAUUAUAAUACACUUGAAGCAACUGGAGAAAUAGUUCUACAAAAUUCUUUCUAAAGUCUAAGCACACAAUUCUCACUAUGAAGAAAAGUGGAGGAAAAGAAAAGCUUCUGCUGGCAUAAAAUAGAUGUCAAACUAGGCCCAUGAAAGAGCUGAGUUCAAAGCAUUGUAAGGACGACUGAUAAUGAGGCCAUCAAAGCACCUGUAUAGCUGCCUCUCCCUUUGAUCUUCUCAAGUUAAUCAUUUUCCAUGAUGUCAAUUGUUUACUGGCUCUGUUGCCAGUUGUCCUCCAAGGUGCCAAAAACCUGGCAAUAAACAAAUCAGUCCCACAUCUUGGCAUUAAGAAGAAAGGCUCCCCCAAAUCAAUGGUAAUUGAGUUUUAGAGUGCCAUCAGUUUUCUGUCAUUAAGGCCAUCUGUCUCCUUGGCAGAUUCCACAGUUGGUUCUGACAGCAUCGCUUUACCAAAAAUAAAAUAAAAUAAAAAUUGUGUAUGACUUUUUAGAUACCAAAUCCUAGCAGACAAUAAUUUCUCACUGCAUUUUUCAGCCUUCUUGAUUCAAGGAUCGUUUGUUUUAUCAAAUGUGUUUAUAAUAUGUUCCAGAACCCUUGAAGCAAUCUAAACUCAACAAAUCACAAAGCACUGAUAAAAACAAUCCCAAUCAUCAUCAUCAUCAUCAUUGUCGUCGUCGUCAUUUCCCUCCCCUAAACCCAAAUAUUAAUCUUGCACAGGGCAAAACAUUUACAGCAUCACAUAGCCUGAUAUGAAUUGCUGUGCUUCAAAACCUUAUAGUCAGCAUUUUAGAAAAUAGCUAGGUUCUGAACAGCAUAUCAUUUAUUUUCUCAAAAGGUAAGACCAUUGUCCUGUAUGUGCUAGAAAAUCAAAACUACAGAGCGAACUUUUCUAGCCUGUAUAAAUUAUGCAAAUUAAACAAUCUGCAUCUGUCAGGUUUACUUUGCUUGAUUCAUUGUGCUCCUGCCAGUGGUGUGAGAACAACAAGGAACUCGCCAAUCCAGACACUGCAAUCCAGUACCAGCAACUGGAGGACAGGCUUGCAGGUGUCAUAUUCUGGCCUGAUGAACCACAGGCAGCUCCAAGUGACCAAUUUGCUCCAACAGAGGUUGGGGGCAGACAGAGGUUCUAUGCCUCUGUCUCCGGACUACCUUCUUCAAGCUUCAUCACCUUGAGAGAACUACAGAGCCUUAAAGGGCAACCUUCUGGCCCAAAAAUGGACACUCCAGCUUCAUUCCAUAGCCUCCUGGUAUAUUCCUGGAUUGAUGAUGUAUAGUGGGAGGCAUCUGGGUCUUCCAGAUCUGUGAGAAUCCAGGCUCUGGUGGUCUGGAAGGUUCCUCUGGGAGUUCUUGUGCAACCAUCUCAGGGGCAAUGGUCUCACCAUUUUCCACAGUCAGCUCUGAGCCUUGACCCAGAAAGCCAGAUGGGGAACUGAUGGCCAGUGCUGUUGAUCAUGUUGUGCAAUUAAUUGGUUUCUAUGUUUUCUAAACUGCUUAGAAGCCAUCUGGGUGUUAAGCAGCCUAUAUAUUAUUAAUAUUACUCCUACUGCUAUUGCCUUUGAGGGACGCAGGUGGCACUGUGGUCUAAACCACAGAGCCUAGGGCUUGCCAAUUAGAAGGUCGGUGGUUCGAAUCCCCAUGACAGGGUGAGCUCCCGUUGCUCAGUCCCUGCUCCUGCCAACCUAGCAGUUCGAAAGCACGUCAAAGGGCCUGGGCAUUCAGCCUAACCCAAAAAAACCUCAGAACAAUGCAGCUUCCUGUGUCUUCUCUGACUGCCCCACCAUCAACAGUGGAAGUGAAGUUGGUGAUGACUGGGGACAGGGCACUUUCUGAUAUGGCAACCCAUUUGUGGAAGCCCUUCUUGGAGAUGGCAGAUCUCUCCCAGACAACAUUCUCUUUCCAGCACCAGGCAAGAACCCUUAAUUUUUCUUGGGCCUUUCCCCUCUGUGGAGUUUCAUCAUUCCAUCAAUUUCUCUUUGCUUUUGUGAUGUUGUUUGCAGAACUGUUGUAUUGCAACGGGUAUGUGUUUUAAUGUGUGCAAAAAGAGGGAGGGAAGCCUGAAAGCCCUAACUCUUGGAGAAGGGCUAUAGCUGAGAGGCAGAGCACCUGGGUUGCAGGCAGAAGGCCCCAGGUUCAAAUUCCCCACCCCUGCACAUUUCCAGGUAGGGCUUAGAAAGCUUCUCCUCUGAAACCUUGGAGAUGCGUCUGGCCAGAUAAUACUGAGCAGUCUGACUUAGAAUCAUAGAAUCGUAGAGUUGAAAGGGACCCAAGAGCCAUCUAGUCCACCCCUGCAAUGCAGGAAUCUCAACUAAGGCACCCAUGACUGAUGAACAUCCAACGUCUGCUAAGAAACCUCCAAGAGGCAGUCCACCACCUCCCGAGGAAGUCCGCUCCACUGUUCAGCCUUUCUCAACCUGUGGGUCCCCAGAUGUUGUUGAACUACAACUCCCAUCACCCCUAGCUAACAAGGCCAGAACACAGGGAUGGUGGGAGUUGUAGUCCAACAACAUCUGGGGACCCACAGGUUGAGCACCGCUGGCUGUUCUUACUGUCAGAAAGUUUUUCCGUAUGUCUAGCAGGAAUCUUCUUUCCUGCAACUUGAAGCCAUUGUUUCUCCGGAAGAGGAGAAAACAAGCUUGCUGAUCUUCUCUAGGAGAGCCCUUUGGAUACCUGAAGAUUGCUAUUCCUUGGCGCAAAGCCGGCGGCUCCCAGGGCCAAAGUGUUGCGGCGCAUCCUAGCGAGCGCCUGCGAGGCUCCCCCGCCCCGGAAAAACCAACGCCGUGGGAGUGGAGAGGGACGGCGCUCGCAGAGCUUCGGCGUGGCUGGGGAGACUUUUCUCUCUGCCUGGAACAGGAAGGUCGGAGAGGAGGCAGGCGCGAAGGCGCGCGAUGCGCGGGUGAAGGGAGCCCCUCCGGGGACCAGGCGCCCUCCUGACCGCGCGGAGCCCUUGGGGAGCCGAGCGGGCGCCGUCAGCUGAUGGGCGCGCCUCGGCUUAGGAGCGAGACAGCGGACUCAGAGGAAGAGAAGGAGGAGGAGGAGGAGGGCGGCUUCCCUUUGCUGCUGCAGCGCAUCCGCUGGAGCCGCAGAGCAGGCGCCCCGCAGGUAUUGCCAUCGCGUGGAUCGGGCGCGGUUUCCCAAAUAAAGCGUUGCGAGGGGGGAAGGGCGCAGAGAGAGACCCGCGUUGUAGCGCUAGCCUGUGUGUGAACACAAAAACACACGGUAGGGAGGUCCCACCGAAUUCAACGCGGCUUUCAGGCUCGCACGAUCCUGUGUUCCUUCCGGGAAGCGAGCCCCGUUGAAUCCAGCGGGGUCUUCCUUCCUGGAAUCGCUGCCUUAAAAAAAAGAAAGUCUCGUUGCGCCUCUCCGACUUCAGGCUGUUGUCUGGCAGCAAGUGCCAUCGAAUUCCUCGGGGCUUGCUGAGUGAACAGCGGCAUCCUAAACACCCUCGAGGGGGCUUCCUUCCGAGGAAGCGUGCUUAGGACUGCACGAUAAGGCUGCAGCCCCGUGGAGCAGAGCAAGGGCGCACAACAGCGUUCAGCUUUAGCAGAUUUAUUGUGGCAGUGGCAAGAUACCUUCAUCCGAUGGAAGGUAGCCAGUUCGAUGAGCGCGAGGGACUCUCAAUCCACGGUGAGUCUCUCAGGUGCUGGUGGGGCUGGGACACACUGGGGGUUGGGGGAAGCCUCAUGUUUGCAGAGUUCUUUGGAGGGUCCGUACUCGCCGUUUGCUUUUUGGUCUGUUCUUUGUGUGUGCUUGUGCAACCACCCUUGUGUGAGCCCAUAUCUCUGUCCCGUGGUGCGGUUGUCUGAUCACACACAAACACACCAGGAUCCCACAGGCAUUAUGUAGGGUAGUCUUCAGCAGUGCUAUUUUUCUAGAAAAAGAGGUGCCGGAACUCACCAUGAACACCUCCCUUGUUCUCUUAGAAUGGCAAUGGCGCCCACCUGAGAGGUGUCAGAAUUGAGUUACAGCUGGGGGAAAAGUCCUGGUCUUCACUAACCUGGUGCCUGCAGAUGUUUCAAACGACAUCUCCUGUCAAGCCCCAGCCAGGGCAGACAAAGUGAUCUCCUGUUGCAGAUGUUCCAAAUGCUGAGCUUCCCCUGUGGAGUGCUUUGGCGAAAGCAGUGGCCAACAUCCUCUUUCAGCUACUUUUGCGGAAAAUGCAAAAGGGAUCCCUAAGAGUGCAUUUUCACACCCAACAGAGCUUGCCUUGGUUGCUUUAUAAUGCAAUAUACGGGCAACGUUCGCACUGGCCAGAAUACUCAGUUGCAUUACAAAUGCCCACUGGAAAGAGAGACAGUAUAGUCAGCCUGGUCUAAAUUGUGAUGGCCGCAGCUAUCAUUGGCUCUGAUCUUUAGAAGUUUCCAAGUUGGGGGGGGGGGUUAUUGCAUUCUCAGAAAGAUGUCAAAAGUGGUGGUGUCUGUGUUUAGCACCUGAAUUAAAAUCGAUAGGGCUCAGGCUUGUGUGGAGAGCCCUGCCAUCUACCCCGGAGGGGAGACUGGGUCCUUAAUUCUGUUUUUGGAGGCUUUGAUUUCUCCGUGGCAAAUGUGGCAAAGGCACAUCAGGAUUCCCCCCCCCCCCGUAUUGUAUAAUACAUCUGUUUCUGUAAAGCAUGGACCUGACCAAAAAUAGAUGACAUUAAAUCUAAGAUUUCUCAAAGAAGGAGACAGAAGCGAAGGGGAGGCUACAAAGUCAGAACUGUUGGUAUUUGUAAGGGUUUUUUCUUCUCCUUCCUCCACUGCAAUGGCAUUAUCUCUUGCUUUCUCUUUUGCCCUAAACUUCCUGCAACCAAUGUGUUAACUUUCUAACGCUGCAAAAAUGCUUCAGAAAAGCAGAAGACUUGGCAUUCUCCAAUGGAAUGUGUAUCAUUCUUAAUGCAGGUUCUCUUUGGUCAAUUUACAGAUGCGGCAAACUCCGACACAGAAUUUGGAAUCUCUCACAAAUAUUUCCUUAGUGUGUAUCUCGGGCCUUCACCUGCUGGAUCGAUGCUUCACAAACCAGGAGUGUGACUGAGCUCUGGAGCCUGAAAUACUAUUGCUAUUAUCAUUACUUAUUAAAAGCAUAUCACCACCCACCAGUCGAUAUUCUCUGGGGAGGUUUGCAAACCAGGCAGUAUUAAAGCUAUGACAAAUACCAGUUAAAAAGUGACAAUAAGGAAUGCAAGACAGCAGCCAAAAUGGAAAUCCUGCAUUUCCUGGCAAUGAAGAUUUCAUAAACAGAUCCCAGUUCAGGUGACAAGCCAGGAUAAGUCACAACAGCCUAACUGAUAAACUGUGGAUUGAAUAAAAAACCUGGCAACACCCCCCCAAUGAACAAUGGUUUUUCCUUAACUAUAUAACCUGGGGGCUAACAAGGAGACCACCUUUUACAACCAGAAGAAGCAUUUCACUCCACUUUGCCUUCUGAAACUUUCUACUGCUCAUCCUUGCACAAUGGAUUGGUGCCCCAACUUCACCUGCUUCUCAGUCACUACAUCAGCCGAAUCCAACCGGACGGGCUCCAGCUCCCUCCUGGACCACCCUGGUGCCCGUGGACCCUUGUCUAUCUUUAGCGUCCUCGUCUUGACUCUGUUGGCCAUGUUGGUGAUUGCCACUUUCCUCUGGAACGUGCUGGUCCUGGCGACCAUAUUGCGUGUCCGCACUUUCCACAGGGUUCCUCACAACCUGGUGGCGUCCAUGGCCAUCUCGGAUGUGAUGGUGGCUGCCUUGGUGAUGCCUCUCAGCCUGGUCCACGAACUGUCCGGGCGGCGCUGGAGGCUGGGGCGGAUCCUGUGCCAGGUGUGGAUCUCCUGCGAUGUGCUGUGCUGCACGGCCAGCAUCUGGAACGUCACGGCCAUCGCUCUGGACCGCUACUGGUCCAUCACUCGCCACCUAGAGUACACCCUGAGGACCCGCCGGCGCAUCUCCAACAUUAUGAUUGCUCUGACGUGGAUCCUCUCGGCCAUCAUCUCUCUGGCUCCGGUGAUCUUUGGCUGGGGGGAGACUUAUUCGGAGGGCAACGAGGAAUGCCAAGUCAGCCAGGAACCUUCUUACACCAUCUUCUCUACCUUUGGGGCUUUUUACCUGCCCCUCUGCGUGGUGCUCUUUGUCUACUGGAAAAUCUACAAGGCAGCCAAGUUUCGCAUUGGAUCCCGGAAGAGCAACUCCAUCACUCCUAUCACACCUGAAGCCCUGGAGGUUAGUUUUUCAUCAGGUGCUGCUGUCUGCUCUAGAAUUGGGCAGCACAUUCACACAGCAGACCUUCUGUUAGGCAGGGUGAAGUGGCUGUCAGUAAUUUAUUACUGUUGUUGUGUUUUUAGUACUGGGGAGAGGCGCUUGUGGACUUUUCUGGUGGCCUUGUGUACUGUACACCUUGACUCAGGGAGGGGCACUGUUUGCUGCUCUGUGCUGGGCACCCAAAUGUCUGUGGCUGCCCUUGACUAACAACCACUUUGAGCCCUGAGCACAGUGGCUAACAGCGAGUUGCUGAAUUUAUUUAUCUUAUGCAAUGGCUGUUGCUGUCUGCUGCCUGAAUGUGUGAGCUCACAAGCCCUUGGCUCAUAUUUCAUCUCAGCCAGGAACUCCGUAGCCAUCCUUAGGUAGUCAUUGUUCCCUCUGCCUUACUUCUCUUCACCUCCCCCCCUCUCGCUCAUUCUGAAAUAAGAAGGCAUUAAUCCUGGUUUUCUUUACAGGGUUGUUGCAAAGAUAAUAUCUGUGAAGCACUUGGAAAACUUGAAAGUGUCAAGUAUUAAAAGACACAUAUAGGCUUUAGUGGGCUAUCUUCCACUAAAGAUAUUUAAGUUUAAUCUUAACAGUGUUGUUGACAUCAAUCAGGGCUUUCGUUCUUUUUCUCUUUAGGGCUGAACCAGUGCUGCUUUGUUCAGGAUUCUAGCCAGCCAACAAGCCAUGCCCUGUUAUUCCAUUCCAUUCCAUUCUCCAAUCUGCUACCUACUAUCCAUUCAGCAUUCCUUAUCCACUGAUCUUGCUCAGUUCUCAAUGAGCUGCUUUUUGCCCUCUCCUGCAUAGUUCUCCCCCAGCCAUGCAAAAUAUGGUACCUUUCUUGUAGUUCUGCAAACAUUGCCGUUUCUUUAAGCCUGUUUAUACCUCCCUUCUUGUGUGUGGGUGUGCAGUUUUGGUUUCAUAAGGUUCCAUGCAUGAAGAAUGAGUUUGCUAUGCAUAUAUCAUAUUAAUCCCUUAAUUAAGCAAACAGGAUGAAAACUGAGAUACAUUUCACACAUAGGAGAACCUACACAAUUCAAGCCCUUUGUAUUUGCUUGUGGGUGCAUUACCUAAAAGCACUCAAGGGAGAGCUCACAAAAGGCUUUUCUUUUUACACAGGUCUGGGAUCAUAAGACUAUCCACACAAAAUAAUUUGAAAUUGUAAGGCAGAAAAUAAGCGUCAGUAUCCUCAGAAGUCAUUGGUUCCAUUUAUUUAGGACACAGCAUUCACUGAAAAUCUUGUUUGUUUGUUUUAGGGUGUCAUAUGGACUAGAAACAUAAGCAGCCUUAAAAAGAAAAAGAAAAUAGCAAGGGUAGGGAAUAGCUGCUAAAAAGACUAAUCCUAGAACUGAUACCAUUUUGCAGAAAGGAUAGUGUGCCUUUAGGGACGCGGGUGACGCUGUCGGUUAAACCACAGAGCCUAGGACUUGCUGAUCAGAAGGUCGGCGGUUCGAAUCCAUGUGACAGGGUGAGCUCCCAUUGCUCGGUCCCAGCUCCUGCCAACCUAGCAGUUCGAAAGCACGUCAAAGUGCAAGUAGAUAAAUAGAUACUGCUCCGGCGGGAAGGUAAAUGGCGUUUCCAUGCGCUGCUCUGGUUCUCCAGAAGCGGCUUAGUCCUGCUGGCCACAUGACCCGGAAGGUGUACGCCGGCUCCCUCGGCCAAAAAAGCGAGAUGAGCGCCGCAACCCCAGAGUCGGCCACGACUGGACCUAACGGUCAGGAAUCCCUUUACCUUUACCUUAGUGUGCCUUUAACAGUUGUCAGACAGGCUGGCAGGUAUAAACAGAACCUUUUAUUGAUACAGAGAUGUGGUAAUGGGGGAACAUUUUAAAGACAAAUGAAAUGGAUUCUAAGUCAGAUCACUGGUCUGACUCUAGGUCUAUGCUGCCUACACUGAUUGGCAGAAGCUCUCCAGGUUUUCAGUCUGGAGUCUUUCUUAACACUACCUGGCACAAGAGCCAACUCCUAGGUGCUGUGAUGGCUUCGGCCCCCAGAAUAAAAUAUUUGAGGGGGCUGGGCCCCCACAAAGGUUAUGGGCAUUCCCAUUCAAAUGGGGUGUGUGACUGAGUCAUGUGAUCGGUUAUGCAGAGUGGGGCUUACCUGGGUCCCCACAAUAUUUUAUCCAAGUUGGCACCUGUGCUACCUGGAGAUGGGAGGAAUUGAACCAGGGACCUUUGCAUGGUGCCAGGCUACUUUGAGCCCUUGGCAAGGCUAACUGCUUGCUCACCCGCCUGCCAACUGCUAACUUCAGUUUUCAAAAGCAGGUGUCUUGCAGAAAAAGUGAACAGCACAAAACUCGAAACCGCCACAUCUACUUUAAAUUGCAAGAAUAAGUAACACAACCAUCUUUGGUUGCCUUUCUCAAAUGCAAUUUUAAAAAAAAUGUUUCAGCACCCGAAUCAUUUUGAAUAAUCUUGUGAAUUGUGAUGUCAAAAUUUACAUCUCUUUAAAGUUUCAAUUCCAGGCACAUCAACAUCUCACUUUGCAUGCCUCCUCCUUUGCAAAUUUUGCCACCAAUUCCUUCAGCUCAAGGAAUUUAUUUCACUCCUAGAGCUAUAAUUCCCUAUGAAGAGGGAUUGAUUGUUAAACCACUGAGAGAACAGUAGCUCUGAGAUGGGAAUAGCACCCUUAACAAACUACAGUUCCCAGAAUUAUUAUUUUUUGGGGGGGGGAGGAAACCAUGACUGUUAAAAAUGGCAUCAUAGUGCUAUAAACCUAUGGUGUGAAUGUGGCCAAAAUGAAAGGCAAUAUCUAAAUAUUGUAUGUAAAUAUUCCAUUCCCAUGAGCCUUGGCAGUUAACUGAGCUAUACAGAAGCUAACACUUUCAUUUUAGUGCAAAAUUUUUUAAAACCCAGCCCAUUUAUGUAGGGUUCCUUUCAGUGUCUCUGCAUAAACUCCAUAAGUCACCAGUUAACAAUUGGUUCAUCUGCAGAACAUCCCAAUUGAAUCUUGUCUUUAUUAAGAAUCCAUUUGUUGAUCCUCCGCAGCCCUGGCCCCUUAGCCUUCCAUGCCUGAGUACCAUCUUGCAGCCAACAGCUACAUUUGGCAGCUUGACAAUACAUGACACUUGGGGAGCGACCCACACCAAGGCAGCUGUGACCUACCCUUUGGGACCUGGCACCUCCUGCUUUUUAAUCUCACAACUUCAGCCCCGGCUGGCCAGCAGCACAUUAUACUGCAGCUCCUAUUUAACAUUUAAUUAGCAUCUUUAUUGUGCUAGGCAUCGUACACCACAAAGGCUUGACAUUCUCCCUGCCCAGAGGAUAAAACAAAAUGAAAACUCAGGCAGGCUUGGAGGAGCGGAGGGGCCGGGGAGACGACGGAAAGCACAGAACAGGUGAAGCUACAAAUUGGGGUGCGGGGAAGGCUUUGCGGAAUCAGUGGAUGCUGAGGAACAUAAGAAGAAUCUACUGGAUCUUGCAAUGGCCCAUCUAGCUCUGCAUCUUACAGUGGUGCCUGGCAAGACGAAAUUAAUCCGUCUGCGAGUCUCUUCGUCUUGCGGUUUUUUCGUCUUGCGAAGCACGGCUAUUAGCGGCUUAGCGGCUUAGUGGCUAUUAACGGCUUAGCGGCUUUAAGAAAAAGGAAACAAACUCGCAAGAACUCGCAAGACGUUUCGUCUUGCGAAGCAAGCCCAUAGGGAAAUUUGUCUUGCGGAACGACUCAAAAAACACAAAACCCCUUCGUCUAGCGAGUUUUUCGUCUUGCGAGGCAUUCGUCUUGUGGGGCACCACUGUAUUCUCCCAGUGGCUGGCUAGAUGUCCAUGGGAAACCUUCAUCAGGACCUUAGCAUAAGAGCUUAGCCAGCAUGGCUAGUAGCCAUAGAUAGCUUUAAAGGUAAAGGGACCCCUGACCAUUAAGUCCAGCUGUGGACGACUCUGGGGUUGUGGCGCUCAUCUCGCUUUAUUGGCAGCUUCUGGGUCAUGUGGCCAGCAUGACUAAGCCGCUUCUGGUGAACCAGAGCAGCGCACGGAAAUGCCGUUUACCUUUCCGCCGGAGCGGUACCUAUUUAUCUACUUGCACUUGGUGCUUUCAAACAGGGACCGAGCAACGGGAGCUCACCCCGUCGCUGGGAUUCGAACCGCUGACCUUCUGAUCGGCAAGUCCUAGGCUCUGUGGUUUAACCCACAGCGCCACCCGCGUCCCUUAUGGAUAGCUUUACGCUCCAUGAAUUUGUCUAAUUCCCUUUGAAAGCCAUUCAAGUUGAUGGCCAUUGCGGCUUCCUGUGGGAGCAAGUUCCCUAGUUUUAAUUAUGUGUUGCAUGAAUGGAUACUUCCUUUUAUCUGUCCUGAAUAUUCUGACAUUCAGCUUAAUUGGAAGUCCUAGUGUUAUGAGGGAGGCAGAAAAACUUUCCCUAUCCACUUUCUCAUCCCAUUCAUGAUUUUAUAAACUUCCACAAACACACCACCUCCUACUCUUGCCUUUUCUCUAAACUGAAAAGUCCCAAAUGUGGCAGCCUUUCUUUGUAGGGGGAGCUGCUCCAUCCUUUGAUCAUUUCAGUUGCCCCUUUCUGAACCUUUUCCAACUCUGCCAUAUCCUUUUUGAGGUGAGGCGACCAGAACGACCCACAGUAUUCCAACUGCAGUCACACCAGAGAUAUUCUCAGUAUAAGGGAUCUGCUAAGUACAUGCCUCUAGCCAUAGAUGCUGCUUGUUUAUCUAAUGCACAGGGGUUUAUAGCGUUAUAGAAAAGCAUGAGGUUGCUGCAGUCACAACAUAAUGCAUCAAUACGAAAAAUACAUUGGGGGGCAAAAAUAAAACGUUGGAAAUCUUAUAGGUGGGGGAAAAUACAAUCUACCAGUGAUGUAACUUUAGUGUUGUUGUUUAGUUGAUUAGUUGUGUCCGAGUCUUCAGGACCCCAUGGACCAGAGCACGCCAGGCACUUGACUUUUAUAUGCCUGUUGUUACUGUCCAUGGAGCUUUCUUGGCAGCGAUACUGGAGUGGAUUGCCGGUUCCUUCUCCAGGUGGAUCACAUUUAGUCUAAACUCUCAGCUAUGACCUGUCCGUCUUGGGUGGCCCUGCACGGCAUAUCUCACAGCUUCUCUGAGUUAUUCAAGCACCUUUGCCACAACCAGGCUGUGAUCCAUGAUCCAUGUACAGUCCAUCAAAUGAGAGGGGCAGGGUAAAAACUUGUUUUCAGAGGGCACUAGUCACCCAGGGAAGGGAAUCUGUAUCUUAGUUGUAGAGCCCAUCUUUUGCAUACAUAGGGUAUGAGGUUUAAUCUCUGGCAUCUCCAGGUAGGGCUAAGACCCCCAUCUGACCCUCAGAUAGCUUCUGCCAGUCAGUGUCACCAAUACUGUUAGAUGAGCUGACUUGGUAGAAAACAUCUCCCUGUGGACCAGGGAUCUUGUCAACAGGGAGUGUGGACUUCUCAUUUUGGCAGCUGGACUGCCUGCAGCCCCUGGCCUUUCCCAGCAGUGACAGUGAUUGAUGGGGGGGGAAAAGUCGCCCCAUUCCACUGGGGUGUUGCAUUACUCUCCGCUGGUUAGCUUUUGCGUUGUGGUGUGAACUAGAGGUAGUCAAAGGUGGACAACUGCUCUGGAUAGCCGGUGGCCUUCCAACCCUUUGCCCUGAAAGUUGUUGUCGUUUAGUCGUGUCUGACUCUCCGUGACCCCAUGGACCAGAGCACGCCAGGCACUCCUGUCUUCCACUGCCUCUCGCAGUUUGGUCAAACUCAUGCUGGUAGCUUCAAGAACACUGUCCAGCCAUCUCGUCCUCUGUCAUCCCCUUCUCCUUGUGCCCUCCAUCUUUCCCAACAUCAGGGUCUUUUCCAGGGAGUCUUCUCUUCUCAUGAGGUGGCCAAAGUAUUGGAGCCUCAGCUUCAGGAUCUGUCCUUCCAGUGAGCACUCAGGGCUGAUUUCCUUCAGAAUGGAUAGGUUUGAUCUUCUUGCAGUCCAUGAAAGUACUUGAGGUCUUUUGAGUGUUCGGCUCUCCCUCUUCUCCCAGGGCAAAAGGGGCCCCCCAGCAGUAAAAGAUGGUGCUCUGGGUAGCUGUAGGGGGGCUCCCCACGUCCUCCACCACCUUCUGUAAGGUAAGGUGUGGUGUCUUUUUAGGUAAGAGGGGGGUGGAAAGGUGGCUGUUCCAGGAGUGCAAGCCAAAUUGAGGCUGUGACCACUAUAUAUUGCCCCCCCAAAUUGAGGGUAUGCAUAGGAGGUGUUCAGCUGUGUGCACGCACAUGCUUGGAACUCUCACCUCACUGCAAAACUCCAGGCAAACCUCUGCUGGGCAUCAUCUUGCAAAUUAGCAUGCAGCACACAGGAUUUCGUGUUUGGCAACUGGCAGGUGGCAGGCCGGCCAGCAAAACAAACACACACACACAUGCGUCUGAAGAUUAUGUUUGUCUUUGGCAGGUGAAGGAAGUCUCCCAGCAGCCGCAGAUGGUGUUCACCGCCCGGCACGCCACAGUCACCUUCCAGACGGAUGGAGACACGUGGAGGGAGCAGAAAGAGAAGAGAGCUGCCCUUAUGGUGGGCAUCCUCAUCGGGGUAUUUGUGCUGUGCUGGAUUCCCUUUUUUAUCACAGAACUCAUCAAUCCCCUCUGUUCCUGUGACAUACCCCCGCUCUGGAAAAGCAUUUUCCUUUGGCUCGGCUAUUCCAAUUCUUUCUUCAACCCUCUGAUCUAUACGGCCUUCAACAAGAACUACAACAAUGCUUUCCGGAACCUCUUCUCCAGGCAGCAGUAAGCGAGGGGGGGGCUCCUUAUAUCACAAUAAAUGCUCAAUUGUCACAGGGCAUUCAGACUUCUUUCUUGAAGCACUUACUUGGUGAAGAGAUUGUGUUUUCCCAGCACAAAGAAGCAACAUUUUAUUAUUGGGAUUACCUGAUUUCCCUUGCUAAUGCUGUGUGGAAGAUAAUGUUUCUGAGCACCAUGGAAUGGUCUCCCCUGGGAAGUAACAUACGACACUAUAUGUAAUGAGCUAUGCCAAUUUCUUCUCAUGCCCACAUCCUUUUAUUGGAGAGGAAACAUUAACCUACAAAGUGCUUUUUGGCCAAGCCUCACUUAAUAUCUCAAGAGUUGGCUCAGUCGGUAGAGCACAAGAUUUAAACUCAGGGCUGUGGGUUUGAGCCCCACAUGGGGCAAAGGAUUCCUGCACUUCUAGAGGUUGGACUAAAUGACCCCUGUGGUCCCUUCCAACUCUACGAUUCUAUUAUUCUAUCUGCCCCACACCUGUAGUCACACUUUGAGGCCUGGUGGACCUAAUUUUGCUCGUGAACCCGAGGUUCCCCAUCCCACUCUUUAUCAUGAACUUACUGAUUAACUGAAAACCAGGUCUCUCGAGACAGAUGGAUGCGAACACCAACAAUUUCUAUACUGCUCAAUAUGUAAAUCUCUAAGUGGUAUACAACUUUUUAAAAAGCACAAAUUU